AUGGAAGACUCCAUGAGUUCUAUUCAAGAGAAGCGCAGGUCUGAAGGCCACUCUGAUGGUAUACUUCCCGAAGAGGGAACCUCAUACCCCGACAAUGAGGUUGUGGUAGUGGACGACGAUGGCACUGUCGUUAAUGCAUCUGGCUGGCAGGAUCAGCUGGACCGGCAGUACGGGCUACUCAGUUUAUGCGGUAUUGCUUUGACAGUGGAUAAUGCUUGGGUUGCCUUGGGUAGUUCUAUUUCGGUUUCUAUAGCAAACGGCGGACCCCCUGGCCUUAUUUUCAGUCUCAUAGUUGCCGGAGCAUAUUACUCCGUUAUUGGUCUCAACCUGGCAGAGUUUGCAUCAGCCAUCCCAUCGGCAGGCGGCGUAUAUCACUGGGCUACAGUCACUGGAGGCCCCCGUUGGGGCAGAAUACUCGGAUUCUACGCAGGUUGGAUCAAUUUCUUCGGCUGGAUGUUCGAUCUUGCUUCCCUCGUGCAAAUCACAGCAAAUAUCACGAUCCAGAUGUACACAACAUACCACCCGGACUAUGUCGGGCAGCCGUGGCAUAUCUACGUCACCUACUUGUUGAUCUUAUGGAUAAGUGCAUUUGUCGUCAUCUUUGCAAAUCGUUUAUUGCCUUAUUCACAGUAUGCGGGUAUGUUCUUCGUUAUUGUCGGCGGAGCAGUGACGAUUAUUGUGUUGGCUGCUAUGCCUAAAACGCAUGCCUCUUCGCAUUUUGUUUGGGGCUCUUUUGACGAGAAUAAUCUUACCGGAUGGACUGGUGGCGUUGCGUUCCUUUGCGGAGUUCUCAAUGGAGCUUUCACUAUCGGUACUCCUGAUGCAAUUACCCAUAUGGCUGAGGAACUUCCUCAUCCUAAGAGGGAUUUACCGAAAGCUAUCGGAUUGCAGAUUGGAUUAGGAUUUCUUUACGCAUUCUGCUUCGCCAUUGCUCUAUGUUACUCAAUCACCGACCUGAACGCCCUCUUGUCUGGAGUCAACGGCUAUCCUCUUGCUACAAUCUACUCACAGGCCACCAAUAACAACAGAGGAGCUACUUUUGGGUUGCUUUUUAUCAUCUUCUGGUCAUCUUUCCUGUGUACCAUCGGCACUGUACUAACUAACUCUCGUAUAUACUGGUCCCUUGCACGCGACAACGCCGUCCCACUAUCCUCUCUAUUCGGCAAGGUCAAUGAAAGCCUCAGCUGCCCUGUCUACGCAACCUUGCUAUGCGUAAUCUUCGCAACUGGCCUCGGCGCAAUCCCACUCGGCAGUAGCACCGCCUUCAUCGAUCUAACAGGCUCAUUCAUCAUCCUCACAACAGUAUCCUACGCAAUCCCCAUUGUCACAAACAUGUUGACGGGUCAGAAAUAUCUUCCCAAGGGACCUUUUAAACUAGGCAAGACUACAAGCACAAUCGUGGGUUGGGCAGCUGUCAUUUUGAUUUCAUUUUUUAAUGUGUUUUAUUGUUUCCCUUUUUCAAUUCCUACCACGACCGCGUCCAUGAAUUAUAACAGUGUUAUUCUUGUGGGAGUUAUUGCUUUGACGAGUAUCUGGUGGAUGGCUCAUGGGGUCAAGCACUACCCUGGCCCACGGUUGACGCAUUUGUAUAUUCAUGAGGGGACUGAGCAGAUCAGUCACGUACCUGAUAUCCCUGUACAGUCUCAAUCAGAGAAGACUGUGCCAGGUAGCGAUUGAGCGUGAUACCGAAUUUGAAGGGGCGAAUGUCAGUUUGCUAAUCUAUGAAUAGGGUUAGGGCUUGUAGCUCGCAUAUUCAUACCGCGCAAACUACAAUGUACGUAUAUACAUAUAUAUUAAAAAGAU
Messenger RNA from Talaromyces stipitatus ATCC 10500, 1803 nucleotides. Its product is annotated as amino acid transporter, putative. Gene Ontology annotation, biological process: transmembrane transport. Gene Ontology annotation, cellular component: membrane. The record is from RefSeq and is a predicted model, not a curated record. The transcript has 7 exons. The coding region runs from base 1 to 1677 and encodes 558 amino acids. Gene Ontology annotation, molecular function: transmembrane transporter activity. Lineage: Eukaryota; Fungi; Ascomycota; Eurotiomycetes; Eurotiales; Trichocomaceae.